UCAACGUCAUAAAGUCACAUUCUCACAUUUUAGAUUUUAAUUAGUACCUUCCAUAAUUGCACUGAUCUUCUUGUUGUAGGUGGACUAUGGCCAGAACCUAUCGAUUCUCUGAGCUUUGUUGUCCAGAUCAUAAUGUCUUUCCUUAUCUUGGCUCUAUUUUUCCUCAACUAUGAAAAUUUCCUAAAACAUGUCAGAAGACUGAAAAUAUAUAAAUUUGGCGUGCCACCAGAAUGUGCUGUUUUCGCGAAAAGAGUAGAUAUUUUCACUAUAGCCUCCUUCUAUGGAUGCCGAGUAGCCUGCGCCAUCUACGUAUUUCUCACUUACUUUGACGACAAAUUUUGCAAGAAUUCAGGACUUGCUGGAGAUGCAGGUUAUGUAUGCAAUCUACCUUUUCCUUUGUGGUUUCCUUUCAAAGUGAAUACUUUUGGAAUUGAGCAAAUAUUGUUGAUGAGUAUAAUCAUUCUUGCAUCAUUCUACUUCCCUGUACUCUGCAGCUUGACAACUAUGCCUUUGGCAGCAUGUGGCUUCACUUUCCGCCGACUGAGGACACUGAGAAAAAUAAUGAUGAAAUAUACAUCGACAGGUGGAUGCACUGAAGCGCUACAUCCGUCAAAAUUACGAUUUUUCUUGGAGUAUCAUGAAGAAAUCUUGGAUUGUGUCCAGAAAAUGAAUGACGAUGUUGGAUACUGUCACGUCCCCUUCAUUUUUUUCAUGCCUAUAUUAUUGGCUCUCUACUUAAAUAAAUUAAUAGAGCAAAAAGAUCCAGCUGCUUUGGUAGCUCUUUUCCCUUGGUUUUUCACAACAACUACCCUUUGUUCUUUUGGAGAACAUCUUGAAUAUGAGAGAUAUUCGCUCUACUUAGUUUUAACCGAUAUACUAUGGUAUAGGAUGGAUACAAAAUUGAGAAAAGUGUACUAUAUGAGCCUAUGUAAAUUUCAGCAACCAUUUCAUUUGAAAAUAAAAUCGGUCUCAUAUCUCAACAAUAUUUUUCUCUACAAGAUUCUGAAAGGCACUUACACGUUUCUGGUCUAUUUCUCUAAUGGAAAAAAGGAUAUUUGAAAAUAAUUUCUUCACAAUUAAUAGUAAAUUUACAACACUUGAAGCUGAUCGUCACCAUUUCACGAAGACUAUUGCAACUAGGAACGAAGUAGCCCUCAAGAAAAUAUUUUACAAAUCUGGUCAUGUUCACCUGAGCACAAAUAAAACUGUAUUCAUUAAUUACUGCUACCUAUACCUACAGGGUGUAACAUAAAUGGUUGACCGUAGCUUAAGGCCAGUUUCAUAAUCAAAAGUAAAGUCUUCUUUAGAAAUAAAACGUGUUCCAAAAACCAAUUAAAAGGUUAAAGGAAGUUUUGAAAACUUAUAUCAAUAUGACAUUCAAUUCGGAUCACAGAUUUAUUCUCUAUGUUAUCGAAAUAGUUACGGGAUAUACAUUCCAUAACAAACAAUUGAUGGAAUGAAACUCAAUCAAAAUGCUUACGAAAUUAGAUGUUGUAAAAUUAUUAUUACAUAUCGAAUGAUGGAAGACUAACAUCUUGUGAUCAAAAUCGAAAUAAGAAGAGGUAUAUUCUAUAGCAGUCGUUCAGUCGUUGAGCAAAUUUUCCAUUCCUGUAUAUCGGUAGGUCAGAGGGGGGUCGACAUCAGUGAUCAGAGGCACAGAUUAUUUCAAUUUCUUCAACUAUCCAAAAACAGAAUUGACCUUCCGGAAUCCUAGAAAUAUCUACCCCUAACACCCAGUUGAUAAAAUAGCACUGCAAUGAUCGAAGAAAGAAUGAAUCAAAUAAGGAAUAGAACUUGACUAAAAAUCUAAUCUUGAACAUACCUACAUGAAAAGUUCAACUGGGUUGAUUGAUUGAGAUGUCAUGUUGCUCAAAAUAUUUUUAUUCUAAGAUCAUCAAUUUUCAAUUAAAAGAAUUCAUUUGUUCCAUUGAAAUAAUCAAAUAUCAAUUCAUCAUCUUAUGACAUACCUAGGUAUUUAAACUGGAAAUUGUAUGUACCUAUUCUUCGAUAAUUCGUCGAUCCUACAUCAAAUAUAUCUUUGAAAUGGCAACAAUAGGAUACAAACGUGAAGUUUUACCACUUCUCACGUUAUUGAAAAAAAUUCUUGUGGAUAAUUAUAUUUUACCAAGAAAUGGAAUGACCAUAGAACUGAAAGAUUUUAUCAAAUUUGCUCUACCGCUUAUUCUAGGUAUACCUUUCGUCAUUGGAUCUAUAGGACAUGUGUACAUUUCAAUAAAACGUGAGUUUUUCACUUACCACUUCACUCAAUAUGUUGUAGUGACUCUGUAUGCCCGAGAGGUGGCGUUAUGAGCGUCGAGCCACACUCUACUACGGCCCCGGCGGGUUAAUUAGAGUUUCCGCGUUGCAGCAGAGUCCCCUCUCCAUGACGGUGUGAUAGGGUGUCUUAGGCAGAGAUCGCUGAAUUGCCUAACUGAAGAGUCCACCAGCGAUUUCAAAGCAGAUUUUUAUCAAAUUCAGAUAUCCAUGAUGAAGAAUUGAAGAUUAAGACGUUGUAGUGCGUUUGUUUUAUAAAACUUCCAAUUUUGAACCUUUGUAGAUGCAUAUCUUCAUGAAAUUUAUAUAGAAUCUCCAGCCCCAAUAUUUUCAAAUCUAAGGAUUUUUGAAUAGUUUCCAUGGUAUAGUGGACUUCCUGGAUAGCGCUUUACC
Harmonia axyridis is the source of this 2667-nucleotide messenger RNA. RefSeq lists its product as uncharacterized. Gene Ontology annotation, cellular component: plasma membrane. Gene Ontology annotation, molecular function: odorant binding; olfactory receptor activity. The record is from RefSeq and is a predicted model, not a curated record. The transcript has 5 exons. NCBI's taxonomy places the organism in Eukaryota, Metazoa, Arthropoda, Insecta, Coleoptera, Coccinellidae. The coding region runs from base 133 to 1059 and encodes 308 amino acids. Gene Ontology annotation, biological process: sensory perception of smell; detection of chemical stimulus involved in sensory perception of smell.